Messenger RNA from Lindgomyces ingoldianus, 3147 nucleotides. Its product is annotated as developmental protein-like protein fluG. Lineage: Eukaryota; Fungi; Ascomycota; Dothideomycetes; Pleosporales; Lindgomycetaceae. Bases 288 to 3008 code for a protein of 906 amino acids. The record is from RefSeq and is a predicted model, not a curated record. Gene Ontology annotation, molecular function: glutamine synthetase activity; hydrolase activity. The transcript is spliced from 2 exons.
UCGGUCUCGUGCACUGUACCUCCUCAUAUCAGCCUGAGGAACGAACAGGUUCCUAACCUACCGACUCUGAUAUCGGAUACCUCCUUUAGGACGUAGGGUUGCGAUAGCAGUUCCCUGGCCACACUUUGAUUAGCGAUAUUAUCCAGGGCUGCUUGUCCGAGCCUUUGCCGGAAUCUACGUCAUUUGGUCUCUUAUGCUACCCCAUUCUCACUUCCAAGAUAAACCUCUAAUAUUCGUGCUCGACCACUUUGGGCAGUUUAGGACCUACUGCUUGACCUCGUCUCCAGAUGGCUUCACUAGACUCUCACGAGAUAGUCUCACCUCCUCCCCAGCCUAAACCUACUAUCGAACAGCUUCGACAUGUCGUAAACAAUUACCCAAUAAUCGACAAUCACGCUCACAACCUCCUUCUCCCAACUCAUAUAGAUACAGUUCCUUUCGAGUCAAUUACUUCCGAGGCCCAGGGAAGAGCCUUAAGAGAUACAUUCAAAGGCCUCGCUCACCUUCGAGCAGCACGGCAGCUUCGGCAAUUGUAUGAAUGUCCGGAUGAUGCCGACUGGGAAGAAGUACUCGAGCAGCGAACCGAAUGGCUUCGAACUAGUCCAGAAAAGCUGGUUCAAAGAUGCUUUCAGGGCACGUAUGCCUUAUUAAUGGACGAUGGAUUUGGCGAAACCGAAGAAGUGCACCCGUACAGCUGGCAUGACCGAUAUACUCAGGCCCCAACCAAGCGCAUUAUCCGGAUUGAGACUGUCGCCGAAAGGCUUAUGGAAAGUAUUCUCAGAGGCGCAUCAGAGAUCGAUCUUGAGGAAGCAAAUUAUUUGACGGACAUCUGGGUUACAUUUACCGAGGAGUUUGAACGAGAGAUCCAAGAGAACAUCCAGGACUCCAAUGUAGCGGGAUUCAAGUCCAUAAUCUGCUACAGAACCGGACUUGAUGUUGAACCCGAUUACGAACAAGCGGCGCGGGACGUAGGCACUCCAUUUGAGCGGUACGUGGAGCGCUCUGUUCGGAAACGGAAAUUCAGGAUCAAGCGGAAAGCUCUCAACGAUUACUUGGUCUUGAGAACGCUGGAGAUUCUCUCAGAGCGGCUUCCACGCGACGCUGCAUUCUCCAAACCAAUACAAUUUCACACCGGGCUGGGCGAUAACGACAUCAGUCUCUUACAGUCCAAUCCAGCGUACCUCCAACCAUUGAUUGAGAAUUACUCUCGGGUGCCGUUUGUCUUGCUUCAUUCAGCUUACCCUUAUACUCGAGAAGCUGGGUAUCUUGCCACCGUAUACAAACAUGUCUAUCUAGACGUAGGCGAAGUCUUCCCUAUGGUCAGCAGAGACGGCCAGAUGGCAAUACUACGACAUUGUCUGGAAUUGGUGCCUGGUAGUAAGCUUUUGUACUCGACUGACGGACACUACUUUCCGGAGACGUACUGGCUCGCGAACAAGCAAUUCAGGGAGGUGUGGUUAGACCUUCUCGUCGAAUAUGUAACAAAGGAAGACAUCACCCCGCACCAAGCCAUUGCCCUCUCAAAAGACAUUCUCUUCAAUAACUCGAACAACGUCUACGCCCUAAAUUACCAAGUAGACUUCAAAGAUAUGAGUGAGAUUGCCCCUAAAUCUCUGGCCUGGCAUCCUCCUCAAGCUGAUUCAUCGUAUCAGCCCCCUCUGUUCCCUCCACCACCCAAAGCGCCCCAAGUCUAUGAUGUCAGGGUUUUUGAUGAGUUCUUAAAGCUUAAUCCUGGGGUCAAGUUCGUGUAUGUUGAGUGGUUGGAUUUUAUGGCCACUAUCCGAGCGAGGGUUAUUCCCAUUAAGGAGUUUGGAAGGAUGAUAAGAGCUGGGGAGAGGGUUGGAAUUUCGCAAGGGAAUACAGGCACUCUUCAAAACGACUGUAUCACACCAGUCGUUAACCCAGUCGGACAGAUAUAUGUUGAGCCGGAUUUAAGGACACUGCGGCGAACCCAUAAGAAGGACCCUCUCCCUUCCGCUACAGUCCUUUGCUUCUGGCGAGACGACUCCGGGAAGCCUAUUCGCCAAUGUCCCCGAGGAAAUCUCGAAACACUCAUCAACGACCUACAAUUUAACCACGGUACCACUCUCCUCUUCGGCUUCGAAAUCGAAGUUACUUUCCUCUCCCGUAACCCCGAUAACAAAGACAAUCCCUAUACUCCCCUCACUCAAACCCACGCUUGGGGGACCUUAACACCGGAGCAGUGGCUGCAACUCCCACUCCUCGCUGAGAUCGCGACAAGCCUCGAAGAAAUCGGCAUCGACAUUCAACAGUUUCACGCCGAAUCCGGCGCCGGGCAAUAUGAAUUCGUGUUACCACCCCUCCCACCACUCUUCGCCGUCGACACUCUGAUCCAAGCUAGACAAGUCGUUGCACAAAUAGCAGCAACACAUAAUCUCCGAGCUACACUCCAUCCCCAACCAUUCCCCGGCAUUGGGACAGCCGCUCACGCACACAUCUCACUAAACCCGCCCGAAGAAGACCUCCAGUUUUUCGUCGGGGGCGUCCUCAAACACCUCCCCGCUAUCUGCGCCUUCACUAUGCCCGAAUCCGCUAGCUAUGGCCGCGUUGUGGACGACCACUGGACCGGCGGAACGUGGGUAGCAUGGGGCACGCAGAACCGUGAGACACCACUGCGGCGCGUGAAAGAUGGGCGCUGGGAAAUCCGAUGCUUGGAUGGCUUGGCGAACAUGUAUCUCGCGCUGGGUGCGGUCCUCGCUGCAGGCCUACUUGGGUUGAAAGAAGGUGGGCUAGAGUUUCCGGCAAAAGAUAUCCCAGUCAAUCCGUCGACGCUGUCGGCGGAGCAGAGGAUUCCGUACGGAAUUGUGGAGAAGAUGCCGUUGGGGGUGGACGAGGCGUUGGAGCGGCUGGAGAAGGAUGAUGUUUUGCGAGAGAUGCUGGCGGAGGGUUUGGUGAAGGAUUUUGUGGCGAUGAAGAGGAGUGAGCAGAAGAUGUUGGGGGAGAUGGAGGAUGGGGAGAAGACGGUAUGGUUGAUUGAGAGGUAUUGAGUGCCUUCAACGACUUGGGAGAGGGUGUACGGGAAAGAAUAGGGAGCUUUUUGUCCUGCUUCGGUUGGGGCAACUACGUGGCCUAUUAACUGCCUCCAUGGUAAUGUAUCCUUGAUGCUAUGAUGAAUUAUGAAUGAUG